AUGUUUGACAGAAAGGGGAAUCUUGCGAAACAUGCAUUGAGCAUCUGUCAGGCCAUGGAAUUCUUCUUAGGCUUGUUGAUCGUCAUCUGUGCUGGAGUGAACCACAGUAACUCGGGUCGGUAUCGGGAUAUCGCCAGCUUAGGCGGUUUGUACCAGUACUAUUACGGAGGAGCCAACGCAUUCACCGGAGCAGAGGCGCAGAAGGUCCAGCAGCUCGACGACCAGUUCUACCGGCUCAAACUGCCCCCUUACGUCUACAGCAUGGCGUGUGGCGGGGCGCUGAUGCUUUACGCUUGUGCCACGCUGGCCCUCGGAGUGUUUCGCUUGCCCUACCGUUUCCCUCCUCUGCUGCUGGCUGAAGCCCUGCUGGAUGUAAUCAUAGGUCUCGGUUUUAUUCCUACCAUCGCUUUCUAUUUCAUAAAGCUGCAGGAGAUCUACAACAACCCCAUCUGUAAAGAGAGGGAAGCCAUGUACAGCAGCAAAGGUCACAGAGGAUUCGAGUGCCAUCUCAACGGGGCAGACAUAGCUGGAGGCUUGUUUGGUGUUCUGGGGAUUAUCAUAUUCCCCCUAAGCGCCGUGUUGGCCAUCAGAGCUUUCAUAAGAGUGCAAAAGAUGAAGCAGAGGCCGACAGAAGACAACAACCUGUGAGGGUUACGCCAUUUCAUGAAGAGAUUCAAAUGUGGAAAGCACGGAAGGUCCUACACAAGUGUAAAUGCUUUGGUUAGUAUUUUUACAGUAUCAGAAGGAUAUAUAUUUUUAUAUUUUUUUAUGCCUUUGCUUUCUCUUAAGAGUUUUUAUGGACUUUUUUUUUUUUUAAACUUUUUUUCAUAUAUUCUUCACAAACAUGCAUCCGAUUUGAUUCAUCAAUUAAAAAGAAACACACAAU
Sinocyclocheilus rhinocerous is the source of this 886-nucleotide messenger RNA. RefSeq names its product MARVEL domain-containing protein 3-like. The transcript is spliced from 2 exons. Gene Ontology annotation, cellular component: membrane. The record is from RefSeq and is a predicted model, not a curated record. Lineage: Eukaryota; Metazoa; Chordata; Actinopteri; Cypriniformes; Cyprinidae. Bases 1 to 648 code for a protein of 215 amino acids.